Entrophospora sp. SA101 is the source of this 948-nucleotide messenger RNA. The record is from the annotation of a GenBank genome assembly. Lineage: Eukaryota; Fungi; Glomeromycota; Glomeromycetes; Entrophosporales; Entrophosporaceae.
GUUGUACAGCAAACCCAUAAUAGCAGUGGCGGCAAUAGCUUUUCCUAUAGAACACCCAUCGAUUCACCUGUUCCUUCAUCCAUAAAUAGAGAUUAUGAUGAUUCAGAAUUUGAUGAUAAUAUGGAUAUUAGUAGGAGCGAAGCUUGUUCUGACUACGAUGAUAUUGAAGAACCAUCAUCUAUAGAAGAAUUAAAAGGAUUAUUGAUGAAAUUCACUGCAAUGACACAUAUAAGACUUCAAUCAAUUUUACCUAUAUUGAUAGAUAAUGAUAUAGAUGAUCCUGACAUUCUUUUAUUGAUUGACAACGAACAAUUUCUUCAUGACAUUCGGGGUAAAAAUGGUUCUGAGAUUAGUCGCGGCAAUAGCUUGUUACUCUGGCAUGGUAUACAAGAAUUACGUAAAAAAAAUGAAAUUCAAAAUCUAAAUAAUCAACGUCACCAGUACAAUCAUGCUAGUCACAAUCAUCAUGAUCGUAACAAUCAUGAUCGUAAUAAUCAUAAUAUUCGUAAUUAUAAUCAUAAUAUUCGCAAUUAUAUAAAAGCUCCUAAACUAAGUAUGUCCACCAUAGAGGAAGUACAUACUCGAGUGAAUCGUGUGUUGAGUGUAGUAACAAGCGAGAACAAUCGUCGGAAACAAAUUGCCCUUACACACAAUCCAAAUUGCAAACCAACAUUGAAGUUUGAGGAUUUUGUGGCUGAACUUAAACGUUCCCAUCGUAUUCCAGUGGCAUUUGGUACAUUACGUGAUAUGCGGUUUGCAUAUAUGCUUAAAAUCUUGAGUAAACAAUGUUAUGACCGGGUUUUGGCAUCAAAUAAAACAACUAAUGUCACAGAGUUUUAUCGAGCUUGUCAAGAAGCUUGCGAAGAAAAUUUCACUGAUGAACAAUUGGAAUCUGCAUUGCCUUGGUUGGAUCUUAAAGCAAAAAUGUAUUAUAAGCAGCAGCAGUAG